AAAGAAAAAAUAUUAUUGCCCUAGAUUCUUGGAUGACCACCAUGGCCCCAACUGAACCUGAAAAGCAGAUUUCGUUGAAGCUUAUGGUAAACAAAGAAAGGAACAAAGUAGUUUUUGCAGAGGCGGGGAAGGACUUUGUGGAUGUUCUCUUUAGCUUCUUCACAUUGCCUUUGGGAACUAUUGUAAGGCUUGUGCGUGAGGAAUCAAAUAUGCUGCCAAUUGAAGUUGGAUCACUUACCUCACUCUAUCAGAGUGCGGAAAAUCUAGACAAAGAGUUUCUUUGCACAGAUUCAUGCAAACAAAUCAUACUGCGACCCAAGAACUCAUUGGAACGUUAUUGCAUGAAUCUGAAGCUGAAGAUCGACGACACAGAGCCCGCAGAGUACUUCGUUUGUAACAACUUACUCAGCUGUCGAUUCCACGACCCUGUCUUAAUAAGCAUGUUCAAGAAUAGAAGAUGCAGAUGUGGGAAAAUGUUGGACAAACCCAUUUCUCCUAGUACAUCUUAUGACGGUUUUGUCAAGGACAGUGCUACUUUUAUUAUCACAGACGAUCUUACAGUUGAGCCAAACUCAUUGAAUGCAUUUUUUGAUAUGUUCAAAAAUUGUGGAAUAGAAAGCAUGUCUUCGGUGAAUGAAAUGAUGGUUACCAUAACCAAAACUCAGGUAAUGGAUCUGCUGAAGAGUUGUUUGAUCUCAACAGCAACUUUGACAAGUUUGUUCUUAGAAAAACCGUAUAUUGAGAAGUGUAGGAAAGUUGAAUUUCCUCCCUUUGAUGUUAAUGUAGAGGGGGGUAUGAAAAUCAACGUGACCAUAAUGCAGAGAAAAUCAAACGGGAAGAUAGUGUUUGCUCAAGGAAAAUAAGAUUUUGCAGACCUCCUUUUUGGUUUCCUGACAAUUUCUUUAGGAGGAGUGGGACAUUUGAUGGAGGGCUUUUCUUGUAUGUACCAGAGCAUUGUUAAUUUAGAUGAAAACUAUUGGACUACAAAAGAUGUAAAGAUAAGCUUGUUGAACCUGGUUUUGUCCCACAGUUUCUGCUAAGCAACCAGCUACUCCCACUCUACGAUGACUUCGAAUAUUUUUGUCUCACUCACAAAUAUGCCAACAACUAUAGUGCAUCGGAUCUAUAUCUUAGUGCCUAUAAUUUAACUAAUAUAUUUCAGCUAGAAAACAGUGAUUUUCGUUCAAUUACAGCUGUGGAUUUUGUUGAUACCAUAUUAACGAGAGGAAAUAGUAAAGGAUAUGUGAAAGGGCCAACAAUGUACAUGGCAACAGAUGAUUUGGUUGUGACGCCAAUGUCCACAACUUCUGUUAUAUCCUUACUAUCAACUCUCAGCAUUCCCUUCAGUGACUUGGAAGAGAAAGAGGUUACCAUUGGCAUCAAGGAGGGUGUUGGAAUACUACAGGCAUCAUUGACAUCAAAAUCAGUCCUAACAACUGCUCUCAGCCACCUGUUAACUGAAGUUAAGCAGGAGUAAUCAUU
Molecule: messenger RNA, 1482 nt
Organism: Vigna unguiculata (cowpea)
Lineage: Eukaryota; Viridiplantae; Streptophyta; Magnoliopsida; Fabales; Fabaceae
Source: RefSeq, a predicted model, not a curated record